UUUGUGAAGCCAACUUGAAGCUUCGCGAUGAAACUGUUUAUUGCUCUAUCCGUGCUGGUGGCUGCGGCCUCAGCCCUUCCUCAAUUUGGCCACGGUGGUGGCAGCGCUAACGCCAACGCCAAUGCCAACGCCAACGCAUACGGCGGCGGCCAUGGCGGCGGAUUAGGAGGUGGAUACCGUCCCGGGUUCGGCGGUGGAAUAGGUGGCGGCCCAGGAUUUGGCCAUGGUGGACAUGGUGGAUUUGGAGGCGGAGGAUUGGGCGGAUACGGCGGCGGACUUGGCGGACACGGCGGCGGAUUUGGUGGACACGGCGGUGGAUUGGGCGGCUACGGCGGCGGACUAGGCGGCCACGGCGGCGGAUUUGGUGGCCGACCUUACGGUGGAUUCCGUGGCGGUGGCGGUGGUGGUGGCGGGUCAGCCUCAGCUAGCUCGUCAGCUAGCGCCAGUGGCGGCGGCGGUGGUCAUUUUGGUUAAGCCUGCCAAGAAGAAAUUCAAGCUUUUGAAACAAUUGAAAAUACAACGAAUGUGAAUAAAAAAAG
Molecule: messenger RNA, 539 nt
Organism: Drosophila grimshawi
Lineage: Eukaryota; Metazoa; Arthropoda; Insecta; Diptera; Drosophilidae
Product: holotricin-3-like
Exons: 1
Coding region: 28-474 (148 amino acids)
Source: RefSeq, a predicted model, not a curated record